AUGGACGUGGAAGAGUUUCGCGUUCGGGGCAAGGAGAUGGUAGACUAUAUUUGCACAUAUAUGACAACGCUGCGUACGCGACGGGUGACUCCAUCUGUGGAGCCGGGGUACCUGCGUACAGCUCUGCCCCCCGAGGCUCCAUUCCAACCGGAGAACUGGGACGAUGUGAUGAGCGAUGUGGAGAGUAAGAUCAUGCCGGGCGUCACUCACUGGCAGCACCCUCGAUUCCACGCAUACUUUCCGUCCGGUAACGGAUACCCGUCCAUCCUGGGCGAUAUGCUGUCGGCGGGGAUUGGCUGCAUUGGAUUCUCAUGGGCGGCGAGCCCUGCUUGUACAGAACUAGAAAUAAUAAUGCUUGAUUGGAUGGGUAAAGCUAUUGGGUUACCUCCGGCGUUUUUAGCUUUGGAAGAGGGAAGUAAAGGAGGUGGUGUUAUAGAGGGAUCGGCGAGCGAAUGUGUAUUAGUCUCAAUGUUGGCGGCCCGCGCGAACGGCAUCAAGAGGUUGAAGCACCAAUUCCCCACAGUGGACGAGGGCCUCUUGCUCUCCAAACUGAUCGCUUAUUGCUCCAAAGAGGCGCAUUCUGGCGUGGAAAAGGCUGCCAUGAUUUGCUUCGUCAAAUUAAGAAUCUUACAGCCCGAUGAAAACGGCUCGUUAAGAGGCGAAACUUUAAAAGAUGCAAUGGAAGAAGACGAAGAGGCUGGACUUGUCCCAUUUUUUGUUUCUAUCACAUUGGGCACUACAUCAUGCUGUUCCUUUGACAAUAUGCCCGAGAUAGGGCCCGUCGUGAGGAAAUUCCCCUCGGUGUGGCUCCACGUGGACGCAGCGUACGCUGGCAGCUCAUUCCUUUGCCCUGAACAUAAGUACCAUUUGGCGGGGAUUGAAUACGCAGAUUCGUUCAACACUAAUCCAAACAAACUAAUGUUGACAAGUUUCGACUGUUCACUUUUGUGGGUGACUAACCGCUACCUCCUUACAUCAGCUCUGGUGGUGGAUCCUCUAUACCUUCAACAUUGCUAUGACCACACAGCGAUAGACUACAGACAUUGGGGCGUCCCGUUGAGCCGUCGAUUUAGAUCUUUGAAGCUGUGGUUCAUGCUGAGAAGUUAUGGUAUCAGCGGUUUGCAAAAAUAUAUCCGGCGUCAUUGCGAACUCGCCAAGUAUUUUGAAAAAUUGGUAAAAAAGGACGAUAGGUUUGAAGUUUGCAACCAAGUAAAGCUAGGAUUGGUAUGCUUCCGCCUGGUCGGGGGUCCAGACGAGACGGAUCAGCAAAUGGACGAAUUGAACAGGAAACUUCUUACCAACAUUAACGCGUCUGGAAAAAUUCACAUGGUUCCCGCGUCGGUGAGAGACCGGUUUGUAAUCCGUUUCUGCGUGGUCCACCAGCAUGCCACACGUGAAGAUAUCGAAAUUGCUUGGGACAUAAUAACGGACUUCGCAACAGAAUUACUAGAAGGUCCCGACAAGGAAAGAGACUUGAACGAGGAGCGCGCACGCAAGCACCGCGCUGCUUUGGCUCACAAGCGUUCUUUCUUCGUGCGCAUGGUCAGUGACCCCAAGAUCUACAACCCGGCCAUCAACAAGACGCCUCCCCCCGCGCCGACCAGCCCUAUUUCCCCACCCCCUGCGGGGCCCACUACCCCAGACACGCCUGAAUCUGACAUGGUCCAGCCGCCCACACCGAAACAAUCGUCUUGGAUCAGCUGGCCUCUGGCGUUUUUCUUCCAGAGCGUUGAUCACGAUGCCAACGAUUUGCCACUAAGGUUCCGCCACCUUGAUACCAUGGUGCGCCUGAGCCCCAGCGCCGGCGGCCGCCGCGGCUCCUCGCCCUGCGCCUCGCCGGAGCGCCGCGCGCCUUCGCCCUUCACGCAUUGA
Amyelois transitella is the source of this 1872-nucleotide messenger RNA. It is a transcript of the gene Tdc2, whose product is annotated as tyrosine decarboxylase. The record is from RefSeq and is a predicted model, not a curated record. Gene Ontology annotation, biological process: amino acid metabolic process. Bases 1 to 1872 code for a protein of 623 amino acids. Gene Ontology annotation, molecular function: pyridoxal phosphate binding; carboxy-lyase activity. Lineage: Eukaryota; Metazoa; Arthropoda; Insecta; Lepidoptera; Pyralidae. The transcript is spliced from 10 exons.